Molecule: messenger RNA, 360 nt
Organism: Amoebophrya sp. A25
Lineage: Eukaryota; Dinophyceae; Syndiniales; Amoebophryaceae
Source: the annotation of a GenBank genome assembly
UUCGGGUCGGCCGCUGAACUGAAUCGAAAAACGGCCACAGACGGCUCCUCUGGUUCUGCUAGUAGCAGCAGUGGCAGUAGUGCCAACGUGGCAGAAUCAACGGCGGCAUCCGCUUCCGCAGAACAUAGCGGCCAUGAUGAUACGCAAAAGCAAGGUAGUCACUAAUAGCUUUCUGCUAGCACUCAUUGUUCAACUUCUUCUAUCCUGGACUCGAUACAAAGAGAUACACUACUUAGGAACGAAGAAGUAUCGCCUAUAGAUGGUGCCAGCCGGACAAGUAUUAAACUUCAUCACACUGCUUCAACCGCAACCCAAAAGAACCUCAAAAAUAUAAGGUAAAGCCACAGACGCGGCCGAGGU